This is a messenger RNA of Mucor velutinosus, 3609 nucleotides long. RefSeq lists its product as uncharacterized. The transcript has 2 exons. The record is from RefSeq and is a predicted model, not a curated record. Bases 1 to 3609 code for a protein of 1202 amino acids. Gene Ontology annotation, molecular function: microtubule binding; calmodulin binding. NCBI's taxonomy places the organism in Eukaryota, Fungi, Mucoromycota, Mucoromycetes, Mucorales, Mucoraceae. Gene Ontology annotation, biological process: extracellular matrix organization; microtubule cytoskeleton organization. Gene Ontology annotation, cellular component: extracellular matrix; microtubule.
AUGACUAAUGUUGUCUCAUGUCAAGCCACAGAGGCAACACAACCAGCAAAAGAAGAAGAAAGCGCAACAAAAGAACAAGCAUGCACCAAAGACAGUAAACCAGGAAAGACCAGAUUCGCAACAGCAGCAGCAAUACCAGCACCAUCGAAAAACCAGAGAACAAACGACAUCAGAGACCAGAGAAAGAUCAGACAAAGACCAGACAAAGACCAGACAAAGACCAGAGAAAGAUCAGACAAAGACCAGACAAAAACCAGAGAAAGAUCAGACAAAGACCAGACAAAGACCAGAGAAAGAUCAGACAAAGAUCAGACAAAGACCAGGGAAAGAUCAGACAAAGACCAGACAAAGAUCAGACAAAGACCAGAGAAAGAUCAGACAAAGACCAGAGAAAGAUUAGACAAAGACCAGAGAAAGAUCAGACAAAGACCAGAGAAAGAUCAGACAAAGACCAGACAAAGAUCAGACAAAGACCAAAAAAAGACCAGAGAAAGAUUAGACAAAGACCAGAGAAAGAUCAGACAAAGACCAGAGAAAGAUCAGACAAAGACCAGACAAAGAUCAGACAAAGACCAAAAAAAGACCAGAGAAAGAUCAGACAAAGACCAGACAAAGACCAAACAAAGACCAGACAAAGACCAGACAAAGACCAAACAAAGAUCAGACAAAGAUCAGGCAAAGACCAGACAAAGAUCAGACGAAGCUCAGACAAAGACCAAACAAAGUUCAGACAAAGAUCAGACAAAGACCAGACAAAGACCAGACAAAGAUCAGACAAAGACCAGACAAAGACCAGACAAAGACCAAACAAAGACCAGACAAAGACCAAACAAAGACCGGAGAAAGAUCAGACAAAGACCAGAGAAAGAUCAGACAAAGACCAAAAAAAGACCAGAGAAAGACCGGAGAAAGAUCAGACAAAGACCAAACAAAGACCAGACAAAGACCAGACAAAGACCAGAGAAACAUCAGACAAAGAUCAGACAAAGAUCAGACAAAGAUCAGACAAAGACCAGACAAAGACCAGACAAAGAUCAGACAAAGACCAGACAAAGACCAAACAAAGACCAAACAAAGACCAAACAAAGACCAGACAAAGACCAAACAAAGACCGGAGAAACAUCAGACAAAGACCAGAGAAAGAUCAGACAAAGACCAAAAAAAGACCAGAGAAAGACCGGAGAAAGAUCAGACAAAGACCAGAGAAAGAUCAGACAAAGACCAAAAAAAGACCAAAGAAAGACCGGAGAAAGAUCAGACAAAGACCAGACAAAGACCAGACAAAGACCAGACAAAGACCAGACAAAGAUCAGACAAAGAUCAGACAAAGAUCAGACAAAGAUCAGACAAAGACCAGACAAAGACCAGACAAAGAUCAGACAAAGACCAGACAAAGACCAGACAAAGACCAGACAAAGACCAGACAAAGACCAGACAAAGACCAGACAAAGACCAGACAAAGACCAAACAAAGAUCAGACAAAGAUCAGACAAAGACCAAACAAAGACCAGACAAAGACCAAACAAAGACCGGAGAAACAUCAGACAAAGACCAGAGAAAGAUCAGACAAAGACCAAAAAAAGACCAGAGAAAGACCGGAGAAAGAUCAGACAAAGACCAGAGAAAGAUCAGACAAAGACCAAAAAAAGACCAAAGAAAGACCGGAGAAAGAUCAGACAAAGACCAGACAAAGACCAGACAAAGACCAGACAAAGACCAGACAAAGACCAGACAAAGACCAGACAAAGACCAGACAAAGACCAGACAAAGACCAGACAAAGAUCAGACAAAGAUCAGACAAAGAUCAGACAAAGACCAGACAAAGACCAGACAAAGACCAGACAAAGAUCAGACAAAGACCAGACAAAGACCAGACAAAGACCAGAGAAACAUCAGACAAAGACCAGACAAAGACCAGACAAAGACCAAACAAAGACCAGACAAAGACCAAACAAAGACCGGAGAAAGAUCAGACAAAGACCAGAGAAAGAUCAGACAAAGACCAAAAAAAGACCAGAGAAAGACCGGAGAAAGAUCAGACAAAGACCAAACAAAGACCAGACAAAGACCAGACAAAGACCAGAGAAACAUCAGACAAAGAUCAGACAAAGAUCAGACAAAGAUCAGACAAAGACCAGACAAAGACCAGACAAAGAUCAGACAAAGACCAGACAAAGACCAAACAAAGACCAAACAAAGACCAAACAAAGACCAGACAAAGACCAGACAAAGACCAGACAAAGACCAAACAAAGACCAGAGAAAGACCAGAGAAAGAUCAGACAAAGACCAAACAAAGACCAAACAAAGACCAAACAAAGACCAAACAAAGAUCAGACAAAGACCAGAGAAAGACCAGACAAAGACCAGACAAAGACCAGACAAAGACCAGACAAAGACCAGACAAAGAUCAGACGAAGCUCAGACAAAGACCAAACAAAGACCAAACAAAGAUCAGACAAAGACCAAAAAAAGAUCAGACAAAGACCAGACAAAGAUCAAACAAAGACCAGACAAAGACCAAACAAAGAUCAGACAAAGACCAAACAAAGACCAGACAAAGACCAGACAAAGACCAGACAAAGACCAAACAAAGACCAGAGAAAGACCAGAGAAAGAUCAGACAAAGACCAAACAAAGACCAAACAAAGACCAAACAAAGACCAAACAAAGAUCAGACAAAGACCAGAGAAAGACCAGACAAAGACCAGACAAAGACCAGACAAAGACCAGACAAAGACCAGACAAAGUUCAGACAAAGAUCAGACAAAGACCAGACAAAGACCAGACAAAGACCAAACAAAGACCAGACAAAGACCAAACAAAGACCGGAGAAAGAUCAGACAAAGACCAGAGAAAGAUCAGACAAAGACCAAAAAAAGACCAGAGAAAGACCGAAGAAAGAUCAGACAAAGACCAGACAAAGACCAGACAAAGACCAGACAAAGACCAGACAAAGACCAGACAAAGACCAGACAAAGACCAGACAAAGACCAGACAAAGACCAGACAAAGACCAGACAAAGACCAAACAAAGAUCAGACAAAGACCAGACAAAGAUCAGACGAAGCUCAGACAAAGACCAAACAAAGACCAAACAAAGAUCAGACAAAGACCAAAAAAAGAUCAGACAAAGACCAGACAAAGAUCAAACAAAGACCAGACAAAGACCAAACAAAGAUCAGACAAAGACCAAACAAAGACCAAACAAAGUUCAGACAAAGAUCAGACAAAGACCAAACAAAGACCAGACAAAGACCAGACAAAGACCAAACAAAGACCAAACAAAGACCAGAGAAAGACCAGAGAAAGAUCAGACAAAGACCAAACAAAGACCAAACAAAGAUCAGACAAAGACCAAACAAAGAUCAGACAAAGAUCAGACAAAGACCAGACAAAGUUCAGACAAAGAUCAGACAAAGACCAGACAAAGACCAGACAAAGAUCAGACAAAGACCAGACAAAGAUCAGACAAAGACCAAACAAAGACCAAACAAAGACCAGACAAAGACCAGAGAAAGAUCAAAGACCAAACAACAAGCAACAACAACAACAGUGACCAGACAAGGACCAAGAAGCAGACAGCAGAGACAGCAGAAAAGGAAUGGUAG